CUCCCAGAGGCAGGGAGAAAGGGCAGCUCCUCUCCGAGAAGAAACUUGUCCUAUCUCGGCGUGUCCUAGCGCAGAAUGUUUACAAAACCCUCAUUAAGGGAAAGGGGAUUGCGAGAUAGCAACAAAUCUGGUGGACAGCUUACACGGCCCGAGAUAAGAGAGGCAGGGCGACCACAGAGAGAGCAAGCCAUAUCCAAUUACCGAGACCUGCUUUUGGGGAGGGGGAAGGGGGAGACAGGCAGGACGGAUCACAAGCUUCAAGACAAGAGCUUCCAAACUUGUCAUCCCGUCGUGACACGAGCACAGGGGAUAAAACCGCCACUUAGCCCGCACGAGAGCUAGAGCUUGUUGAGUGCGGUUGGAGGCUCCAGAGAAGCCAUGGAUUCUCUAGUCCCCCGGCUGUGGGCUGCCCUCUGUCUCUUGGUUCACCUUGCCUCUUGCAGUCCCAUCCUGAGCUUGGAGCACUCUUCCUUGGAGGAAGACGUGCCCCUUUUCGACGAGAUCCUCUCCGAGCAGGAUGGCGUUGAUUUCAACACGCUGCUUCAGAACAUGAAGAACGAGUUCCUGAAGACCUUGAACCUCUCUGACAUUCCCCUGCACGAAUCGGCCAAGGUGGAUCCUCCAGAGUACAUGCUCGAGCUGUACAACAGGUUUGCCACUGACAGGACGUCCAUGCCCUCCGCCAACAUCAUUAGGAGCUUCAAAAACGAAGACUUGGCUUCCCACCCUAUUGGUGUCACAGGAAUUCGGAAGUACCCUCUUCUAUUCAAUGUUUCCAUCCCUCACCAUGAAGAGAUCACCAUGGCGGAGCUGCGGCUCUACACCUUGGUGGAACGGGACCAGAUGCUCUAUGAUGGGCUCGACCGGAAAGUCACCAUUUUUGAAGUGCUGGAAAAUGACCACCUGGGGGUAGGAGAAGAGAGGAAGAUAAUGGCACUGGCAUCCAGGCACAUCUAUGGCACGAGCAGUGAGUGGGAGAGCUUCGAGGUGACCGAAGCCAUCAGGCGCUGGCGAAGGGCAGGGUUGACCACGCACCGGCUGGAGGUUCAUAUAGAGAGCAGGGAAGGGGAGGAGCAGAACGGAGAAGGGAAGCUCGAUAUCGACAUCAACUCCGAGGCAAAGCACGUGCCCCUGUUGAUUGUGUUCUCUGAUGACCAAAGCAAUGACAAGAAAGAGGAGAAGCAAGAGCUGAACGAGAUGAUAGACCACGAGCAGCUCCUGGACUUGGAGAACCUGGAGGCUGGCAACUUCCAUGGCCAGCCUGGGGAGGAAGCGCUGCUCCAGAUGCGCUCCAACAUCAUUUACGACUCCACUGCCCGAAUCCGGAGGAACGCAAAAGGCAACUACUGCAAAAAGACCCCGCUCUACAUCGAUUUCAAGGAAAUAGGUUGGGAUUCCUGGAUCAUCGCCCCGGCGGGCUACGAAGCUUACGAGUGCCAUGGAGUGUGCGCCUACCCCUUAACAGAGCACGUCACGCCAACGAAACACGCCAUUGUCCAGACUUUGGUUCACCUGAAGAAUCCCCAGAAAGCCUCCAAGGCCUGCUGUGUGCCCACCAAACUCGAUCCCAUCUCUAUCCUCUAUUUAGAUGCAGGGGUGGUCACCUACAAGUUCAAAUACGAAGGCAUGGUGGUAUCAGAGUGUGGCUGCAGAUAGUAGAGGGGAGCUCGAGCAGAGGGGAGUGCACAGUGGGGAGUAUUUAAUGAUUCAGUCUGUAAAUUUGUACAUUUUGGAUUUCCUAUUUAAUAAGGUUAUUUAAUGAGGCAUGUACAGAUAAUUGUGUGUUUCCUGGUAGGGGAAUGGGCAAGUUGUGACCGUAGGGAAUGUAUAUUUUGUUCCAUUGCUUCUUGCUGUUCUUCACUGUCCAUGUUAUGGCUGCAUCUCACUUCCUGGCAGGGCAUAGAGCAGAUCACUGGGUUGUCUGGGAGGUUCCUUGUGCCAAAGGGGCACAUGCAAGUUCACAGAAAUAAAAACGUAUUUUUGUACUUAAUAAA
Pezoporus occidentalis (night parrot) is the source of this 1994-nucleotide messenger RNA. RefSeq names its product bone morphogenetic protein 10 (gene BMP10). Gene Ontology annotation, molecular function: cytokine activity; growth factor activity. Gene Ontology annotation, cellular component: extracellular region. The record is from RefSeq and is a predicted model, not a curated record. Lineage: Eukaryota; Metazoa; Chordata; Aves; Psittaciformes; Psittacidae. The transcript has 2 exons. The coding region runs from base 379 to 1656 and encodes 425 amino acids. Gene Ontology annotation, biological process: BMP signaling pathway.